This is a messenger RNA of Daucus carota subsp. sativus, 2029 nucleotides long. RefSeq names its product transcription factor PCL1. Gene Ontology annotation, molecular function: DNA binding; DNA-binding transcription factor activity. NCBI's taxonomy places the organism in Eukaryota, Viridiplantae, Streptophyta, Magnoliopsida, Apiales, Apiaceae. The transcript has a single exon. The record is from RefSeq and is a predicted model, not a curated record. The coding region runs from base 215 to 1066 and encodes 283 amino acids. Gene Ontology annotation, biological process: regulation of DNA-templated transcription. Gene Ontology annotation, cellular component: nucleus.
GCGUACAAUUCUAUCAGUACUUUCGUCAUUUCUCUCACUCCAAACACGCCCUCUCUCUCUCUCUCUCUCUCUCUCUCUCUCUCUCUCUCUCUCUCCAGCUAUCUUCUCCUCAUUUCUCUCUGACUUUCUCUCCUCCUAAUCUCACCGCCUCAUCCAACUAAUUAUAUGCUUCACUUGUAGCUAUCUAUACAUACGCCUGUACAUACACACACAUAUGGGAGAAGAAUUCAAGUUUUCCGACUACGACGCCGGAAAAGUCGACGACGACGAUCACGUCUCCGACUGGGAGAUCGGUUUACCCACCGCGGACGACUUGACGCCGUUAUCUCAGCCGUUGAUUCCACCGGAACUCGCCUCGGCGUUCAGCAUAUCGCCGGAGCCCUACCGGACGACGCUCGACGUCAAUCGCGCCUCGCAGAACACUUUAUCCGGUCUUCGUGGACAGUAUUCGAAGUAUUUUGAUACUUUUGAUACUGAAAAGUUUAGAGAAUUUGACGGAGAUGAGACGGAUGUGACGGAUUCUCGAAAAUCGAGGCGAAUUGAUGCGGAGGAAGCGGAUUCGAGGAAGAAGGCGAGACUUGUUUGGACUCCGCAAUUGCAUAAGAGGUUUGUGGACGUGGUCGCGCAUUUAGGGAUUAAGAAUGCGGUUCCGAAGACGAUUAUGCAGAUGAUGAAUGUGGAAGGAUUGACACGAGAGAAUGUAGCCAGUCAUUUGCAGAAGUAUAGGCUUUAUUUGAAGAGGAUGCACGGAUUGUCGAAUGAAGGUCCGUCUGCUUCGGAUCAUUUGUUUGCUUCCACUCCAGUGCCUCGGAGUUUAAAUGAGGGGAAUGUGAGUGGAAAUGGUAAUGUGAUUGGUAAUGGCAAUGGACGUGUACCAGUGCAAGUUCCGAUGGCUUAUGGAGGAGCACCGAUGGUGCCUAUGCCGAUGUAUGGACAUAUGGGAAUGGGAAUGGGAAUGGGAAUGCCUCAGGCUGGGGGUUAUCCAGGAUUUGAGUAUAGUGGGAUGAUGCAAAAUAAGUUUGGUUCUGUUAAUUCGUAUCAACGAAUCACUCCGAGUGAUAAAUGAUCAUUUGGCAGUUGGAUUUGAAUCGAAGGGAGGUUAGAUUUUUGCUCUCUUGGAGCUUCAUUUGUUUUUUUUUUUUUUUUUUAAUGGAAAUCAGGUCUUUUGACUUCUAUAAUUGUGACGAUGGAUGAUAUAUAGUUUAUGUGAAUAAUUUUGAAUUGUUUGUUGUUCAGAUUAUUGUUUUGGAUUAUAUAUGUGUUUUCAUAGAUAAAUGCUGCAGUAGGCACUUUUUUUACCCCAUAAAAACUAAUUAUUAGAGUGAAUGAUUAAGUUUUCUGUUAACGAGAAAUUAUGUUGCAAGUGAGAAUAAAGUCCGAUGAUAUUUCAACAUGGCCUUGUUUAUUAUUGGGUUUGGAUAAAUAAUAUUUGUUUGAGUUGCAUUCCAGCUAGUCAGCAACAUCAUUGUACUUUAUGCUCCUUUAUGCAAAGGAGAUGCUGAUAAUUUCAAUGCUCUAUACUUUGUGGUCUCUUUAAGAAUAACAGAGUAAGCUGUAUUUAUUUACUUUGUGGUCUUAAUAGUAUAUGGAGAGCCGUGAUUUAAUCUUUCAAUCUUAUGUUUUCACGUGUUCUUGAUCAAUGAUGUGUAAUCUGGGGAUUGCUCAGUAGGGGUCAGAACCAGCUGGACUUUAGGCAUUGGUGAAACAACUGGUUGCUUCUUUCUGUUGUUUUGACAUGUUAUCCGGAUCUGUGCUGAUCUUGGCAAAGAAAAGAGUGUCAGACGAAGAGACUGAGUUAAGUAUUUCUUGAGUUGGUAAAGACGUAAAGUUGAGGGAUUCAUAUUGUUGUUUCAAUAUGUUAUUGAAAAAUAUAUAAGAUUCUAUAUGGCUCGCAUCAGUGUCAGGUAAGGAAAAUUGUUGGGUGAAUAUGUUGAUAAAACCAGGUUAAGUAUGUGUGUUAUAUAUAAGAUCUCAUGUGCCUUGCAACACUGCCAGUAAGAGUAUCUUAAUUAUUACCUCGUUUCUAAUA